Messenger RNA from Amaranthus tricolor (Joseph's coat), 2895 nucleotides. Its product is annotated as transcription factor BIM1. Lineage: Eukaryota; Viridiplantae; Streptophyta; Magnoliopsida; Caryophyllales; Amaranthaceae. Bases 735 to 2402 code for a protein of 555 amino acids. Gene Ontology annotation, biological process: DNA-templated transcription. The record is from RefSeq and is a predicted model, not a curated record. Gene Ontology annotation, molecular function: protein dimerization activity; DNA-binding transcription factor activity. The transcript has 12 exons.
CUUUAUCAUCCACAAACCACACUCCGUUAUUUUUUUUUAAAAAAAAAGAAAAAAAAGCACCGAAUUAUGUUAACGUGGGUGACAACAACAUAACGUCCGUUAAAUCCCCCGCCGCAACGACGUUAACAAAACGCCGUGACCCUCAAAUAACGGAGAUAAAAUAUAAAGAUAGAGUUGUAGAAGAAUUAGAAAGAGAGCUAUUGUAUAAAAAGAUCUUCUCACUGCAAUAAACAGGUUUUCGAAGAGAGAGAGAGAAAAACCAUUGUAGCGCCUAUCGCGCUUCCCACCAUUUAUCUGAGGAGAGAGAAAAUCUUUUGAGUAAAUUUUACCAAGAUCGAUUACUCCUAUUGUUUACCGCUGCAUUCUUCUUCUCUUUAGUUUGAAUUUCUAGUGAUUUCAGCUUCAUUGGAGUUUUCUACGAUUUGAUUUUGCUGAAUUGUGUGUUUCAUUGCUAAGAGGAACUAAAUUUCAGAUGAAAAGUGCUGGAAUAUCGGAUUAAGAGAGAGGGGAAGAAGGCAAGAAGCACUAGUAGUUUUUUAAGAGAGAUAAAGUGAAUGCGGUUUUGGAUCUUCUGCGUCUCACUCGUUCUUUCAUGCAAAAUAUAAUUGCAUAAUUUUGGAUCUGAGGAGCAGGAUUUGAAUUUCUCCAACGUUCGGAUUAUUGAAUAAUUCAUCAGAGUUAUUUCAUAAUUUCGCAAUUGAUUUAAAAUUUUCUGAGUUUUUAGGAUUAUUUUGAUGGAGCUCCCUCAAUCCCGCCCUUUCGGAGCCACACAAGAUACAGCUAGAAAAGCUACACAUGACUUCCUUUCUCUCUACACUCACCCCUCUCUUCAGCAAGAUCCAAAGUCUUCUCUUGGCGCAGGUGGUUUACCUAAAACGCAUAAUUUUUUCCAACCACUUGAAGGAGGAGGAAAGAGUCUUUCCAAGGAAGACGACUUGGUUGAUAUAAAUGUUAAGCCUCAACCAGCAGCACCGCCGACCUCGGUAGUAGAGCAUGUAUUCCCUGGAGGAAUUGGAACAUACAGUAUAAGCCAAAUUUCCUAUUAUAAUUCAAGUUUACCUAAGCCAGAGGAUAGUAUCUUCUCAGUGACGCCAGUUACCAGCAAUGAUAAAAAUGACGAAAAUUCAAACUGUAGCUCUUAUACAGGGAGUGGUUUCACAUUGUGGGAUGAAUCAGCUGUGAGAAGGGGAAAUACAGGGAAGGAGAAUCUGGGGGAUGUAAACGUGGUUAAAGAACCAACAAUAAAAAUGGGUCAAUGGCCAUCACAGUCGUCUUCAAACCACCCCAGCAGUGUCAGUCCUCUGUCGUCUGCCCAGACACAUGUUCAGAAGAAUCCAAGCUUUAUGGAGAUGAUCAAAUCUGCCAAGGGUCCUCAUCUGAUGGAUGAAGAGGAUGAAGAGGAUAUGAGCAUCAAAAAGGAAAGCAACUCUUCUCAGAAGGGAGAAAUACGAGUAAAAGUUAGUGGACAGAGCAGUGAUCAGAAACCUAUUACCCCUCGGUCCAAACACUCUGCAACAGAGCAGCGAAGAAGAUGUAAAAUCAAUGACAGAUUUCAGAUGUUGAGAGAACUUAUCCCUCACAGUGAUCAGAAGAGAGACAAGGCGUCAUUUUUGUUGGAGGUCAUCGAGUACAUUCAUUAUUUACAGGAAAAGGUUAAUCGAUAUGAAGGAUCGUACCCUGGAUGGAAUAGUGAACCCCCCAAGUUAAAUCAUUGGAGAAAUAGCCAUGUAGCAACUGACAGUUUUGUUGAUCAGUCUCGAGUUUUGAAUGGUAUAAGUCCUGUUAUGAUGUUUGGUUCCAAAGUUGAUGAAAAAGCCACAGCUAUUUCAUUGAACAUACCGCGUAAUUCCCAGAAUCUAGCAGAUUCUAGCACAACUAAUGCAAUCAAUGUCAAGACUGCUCAUCAACAAUCAAUAAUAAGUAAUAAAGCCGGGUCUGUUUGUUCACCAUUGCAACCUGAUAUCAAUGUUCCUAUCGUCAGUAGUGGUGCUAUGCCACAGCCUCCUUUGAGGCUUCCAUCUGAGGGAGGAAAUGCUUCUUUUCCUCAGCUACAACUAUGGCAAAGCAGGAAUUCUGCAUCUGAGCGGUCUGUUACCCCUGAUAAACUGAAGGAUCAAGAGCUGGCCCUUGAAGGUGGCACCAUUAACAUCUCUAGCGUAUACUCUCAAGGGCUGUUAAGUACACUAACACGAGCGCUGCAAAGUUCUGGGGUAGAUUUGUCUCAAGCAAGUAUUUCAGUUCAAGUUGACAUAGGAAAGCGAGCAAAUAACGGACAAAACUCCCAUGAAGCUGCUGGAAAGGGCGCUGAAGCUUCCAUUCCUAAUCAAAAUUUGCUUCAUGCUAGAGGCGAAAGCACCAGCAGUGAGUCCGAUCACACUGUGAAGAGGCUCAAGAAAGGCUAAUGUUAUUUGAGAAGUUGCGUAAAUUCUUUUGCACUGUGAUUAGAUCAUUUUUUGCGGAGCACUCCUGGCUCGCUGGUAACUCAUUCAUCCCUGCCGCUUUACCAGCUUAACCAGUUGACAGCUCGAGCCACAUUGUACAUGCUAUUAAACUUGAAAAUUUCAAUUGCUUUUGGUUAGUCUUUCAGCAAGUUCUAAUGAGUGAAUAGGUAGUUCAAAGUAGAUUAUUCUUUUGUCUUAAGUUUGGUUUUGCAUCUUUAUGUAAUUUAUAAAGGCCACCGAGUGCGCAUAUAGGAGCUGUCUUUUGCUUAUGAGCUUCCAUUUUAAGAGAAGCUUUUGUUAAGUUUUGUAUUACAUAAUACCUUAACUUGUAAUUUGUAUUUUAGGGGGGCUAUACAUUGAUGAUAGGAGUGCUCAUUUAUGUUCCUUGCUAAGGAAAAAUCGACAUGUAAUAACAUAUUCUACGUUUACUCUUCAAAUGCUAGUUUUGCUCUUA